AUGGCGAUUAGAUCUAACGUUUUCAACAAUUACCUAUCUAGGACAACAGAUGGGCCAGCAUUUCUGCAUCGAGUUUUGCCAAAGUCGGUAGUAGAAUCGCUAAAACGAGGCGAGGCUGUGAAAGCGGAGAGUUUCGACUCUGUCACGAUUUAUUUCAGUGACAUUGUCGGUUCAGCCGUUAGCACUCCGUUGCAGGUGGUCGGUCUAAUCAACGAGCUUUGCACUUUGUUCGAUUCCAUCCUGGAAAAUUAUGAUGCAUACAAAGUGGAAACAAUCGGUGACGCUUACAUGGUGACCAGCGGUUUGCCCAUUCGUAUCGGUGACCAUCACGCCGCUGAAAGCGCUUCACUGGCGCUUCACCUCUCGGAGAUUAGCAACUUCCACAUUCGACAUCAACCUGGAAAAACGCUGAAACUACGCAUUGGCAUCCAUUCUAAUUCAGGUCCUUGCGUUGCUGGAGUGGUUUAAUUGAAAAUGCCUCGAUAUUGCCUCUUUGGUGACGUGGUUAACACAGCAUCUCGGAUGGAAUCAUCCGAACAAGCUCUUCGUAUUCAUAUUUCUGCAGCUACCAAAGAGCUUUUGAAUAGGUUAGUUGGCUAUAUCAUUGAAGAACGCAAAAUGACAUACAUCCGAGCACAAUGAUUCAAAAGUGCUGGAUCAGCAAUACUAAGUAUCUUUUCCCCGUCU
Molecule: messenger RNA, 687 nt
Organism: Daphnia magna
Lineage: Eukaryota; Metazoa; Arthropoda; Branchiopoda; Diplostraca; Daphniidae
Product: atrial natriuretic peptide receptor 1-like
Biological process (GO): receptor guanylyl cyclase signaling pathway; intracellular signal transduction; cGMP biosynthetic process
Molecular function (GO): guanylate cyclase activity; peptide receptor activity
Source: RefSeq, a predicted model, not a curated record